Fusarium poae is the source of this 507-nucleotide messenger RNA. RefSeq lists its product as uncharacterized. The record is from RefSeq and is a predicted model, not a curated record. The transcript has 2 exons. NCBI's taxonomy places the organism in Eukaryota, Fungi, Ascomycota, Sordariomycetes, Hypocreales, Nectriaceae. Bases 1 to 507 code for a protein of 168 amino acids.
AUGAUCCCUCCAACUGUCACUACCCUGAACAAAACAAAAGGUCUUCCAAUUGGGUUCAUCACCAGACUAGAAGCACGCCUGGCUGAAACGGAAGAAGCUCUUUUCCGUCUAGUCCAAUCUGUCGAGGAACCCGAGAACAGUCAUGUUUCACUUGAACCGUCUUCUCAACGAAAAGAUGACCGUAUCAAAGAAUGGGACAGACUUCCACUGAAGACACCUGAACAAGUCAAAUCAUGGUACAGAAACAAGUCUGGGAAAAGUGACUCUCCAGUGGUGCAUGACGUCUCGAUGGACUUGGAUCAACUGGGAUCAUGUUCCCAUAUAACAGAAUCCGACGCAGAUCAACUUGGACUUCCUGAUGAUAACCAGAGUAACUCUGGAGCAGAUAUGGUGUUACUUGACGCAGAAGUCCAAGUUGACCCAAGAAGUGAAAUUCAUACUUCAGAGAUGUCUGUUGGAAGCAAGGCCAAGGACAUGGAACAAAAGAAUCCGCAUUUGUAUUUUUAG